GUUGUAAAAUUGCAUCCAGUGCGAACGUAUAUAUUACAUAUAAUUAUGAUUUAAAUUCGUAAAACAGUUCAAAUUCAAUUGGAGUUUUUUUAAAAUGAUAGUAACAGUUUUGUUUUUCGUGAGCGCAGUGUGUGGGAUACCAGUGGAGCUCCCGAAGACUGUCGAGAAAUGCGGUUAUGAGAGUUGUACACAAGCGGAACCGGGCGUGCUAAACGUACAUAUAGUACCACACACGCACGACGAUGUAGGCUGGCUUAAAACUGUCGAUCAAUAUUACUUUGGUAGUCGAAACAACAUUCAAAAGGCGGGGGUUCAGUAUAUUUUAGACUCUGUCGUGAAAGAACUGUGGGAGGAUCCUAAGAGACGUUUCAUCUACGUUGAGACAGCGUUCUUCUGGAAAUGGUGGGUCCGCCAGGGUGAUGAUGUGCGUCACAAGGUUCAUACUAUGGUGAGGCAGGGGAGGCUGCAAUUCGUAGGCGGUGCGUGGAGUAUGAAUGAUGAGGCGGCUUCGCAUUAUCAGAGCACCAUUGAUCAGUUUACACGAGGUUUGAGAAAACUAAACGAGACAUUUGGAGUAUGUGGUAUACCAAGGGUGGGUUGGCAAAUAGAUCCGUUCGGUCAUUCACGGGAGUUCGCGUCUCUUUUAGCCGGUAUGGGCUAUGAUGGACUGUUUCUCGGCCGUAUUGACUACCAGGACAAAAGAACAAGACUGAAUAAUAAGGAGAUGGAAAUGAUUUGGAGAGGGGAUGAUAAUCUAGGUGCAUCAUCAGACAUCUUCACUGGUGUCCUUUACAAUACAUAUUCGCCGCCGCCUGGAUUUUGCUUCGACGUGCUCUGCGACGAUGAACCCAUCAUUGAUGACCCACAUUCACCGAUGUACAAUGUUGAUGAACGGCUUAAUGAUUUUAUAAAGUACGUCACAGAGCAAUCUCAACGAUAUCGAACUAAUAAUGUGAUAGUGACCAUGGGCGGCGAUUUUACCUACCAAGACGCCACUAUGUGGUACAAAAAUCUGGAUAAAUUGAUUAAAUAUGGCAACAUGAAAGCCGCCAAAGAUGGAUUAAAUAUAAAAUUGUUCUAUUCAACUCCUGACUGUUAUCUGAAAGCGGUAAAGGAUGCUAACGCAACAUUUCCAAUAAAGCAGGAUGACUUCUUCCCAUAUGCGAGUGACUCCACAGCUUAUUGGACUGGUUAUUUCACGUCAAGACCAACCACCAAAUACUUUGAGAGACUUGGGAAUAACUAUUUACAGGUUUUGAAACAGCUUCAAGUAUUGGCUAACUUGGAGGAACACAACGAGUUUGUUUUGGACGAACUUCGUAGUGCUUUGGGGGUAAUGCAGCAUCACGACGCAGUGACUGGCACUGAAAAGGAACACGUAGCUCAUGAUUACGAGAGGAUAUUGGACUCGGCGAUUCGGGACGCCAGUCUUAUUGCCAACCAGGCCUUCAACAAAAUAUUGAAUCCUAACGAGUCCCUACCUACGCUUUCUUACAAGAGAUGUCGCUUCAAUGAAUCCAGCUGCCCUGUAUCCGAAAAUAGCGAGCAAUUUGUUGUGACAAUGUACAACCCUCUAGGGUGGGAUGUGAAACAACCCAUCCGUGUGCCGGUCACAGAGGGAACAUAUUCUGUGUUUGCUCCUAAUGGAGACGAAAUAACAUCACAACUUAUAAAAAUACCAGAUCCAGUAAAAAACAUACCGACGAGAAAAUCGAAAGCCACACACGAAAUAGUAUUCAUGGCGUACCUUCACCCACUCGGAAUAAAAUCAUUCUUUAUAAGAAAAAAUAAAAAGGACAAAAGGGAAACAAAAAGAACAAAAGACUUCUAUCUCAACGUCAACGAUUAUUUCAAAAAUCUUAAAGAUAACAUCGAUAUAGUCAUUAAGAGUGAAGAGAACUUAAAAAGUUAUAAUGACAUGGCAAAUAAUUACCAAAGUGGUGAUAAUUUUGCAAGUUUUAAUACAAAUGAUGGAAAAUACGAUGAAAAAAUUAUUAAAAAUCCACAAGAGCUCGAAACUAUUGAUUGGAAUGUUUUAAAAGAUAAAGAUAGCUCAAAAGAGUAUUUUGAUGAAAUCGAGAAAUUACGAGUAGGAGUGGAAAGAGUUUUGGAGAAGAGUGGGUAUCCCUUUGCUAACGAAGAAGAGUUGAGGAUGCUAUCUGAUGAACCGAGGAUUGUGGAGAGGGAAGAUGAAAGUUUUAUAGAAAAUGAGCACUUCAAACUGCGUCUGGACAGCUCCGGUCAAAUCACUCAUUUAAUCCUUCCAGACAGAACAUUAAACAUGAGAAUACAAUUCUACUAUUGGACUGGUUGCAUCGGAAAUAACACCAAACCCUCUGAAAGAUCCUCUGGCGCUUACAUUUUCAGACCAGAAACAACUCAACCAAAAUCCAUGUCCUUCAAAACGACGGCUAAACACCAAGGGCCCGUGGUUCAAGAAUUGUGGAUUGAAGGGGAUAAAAAUUUAGCUGCGAGUGUCCGAAUUUAUCACGAAAAGCAAUUUUUCGAAGUCGAUUAUGUUGUCGGACCCAUUGAUAUUACCGAUAAUACCGGUAAAGAAUACAUUGUUCGGUACGAAAGUGAUUUGGUAAAUAACGGAAUUUUUUAUACCGAUUCAAAUGGACGGCAAACUUUGAAACGCAGGUUGAAUGAAAGGCCCCAGUGGAAUUUAACUUUGGAAGAACCCAUCGCUGGUAAUUACUAUCCGGUAACAAAUGAGAUUUUCAUAGAAGACAAAGAUACGAAAAUGACAAUUUUAACCGAUCGUUCUCAAGGUGGAACUUCGUUGGAGGAAGGACAAAUUGAGUUGAUGUUACACAGACGAUUGCUUCACGAUGAUGCGUUUGGUGUUGGCGAAGCCCUAAAUGAAACUGCUAACGGUGUAGGCUUAGUUGUACGUGGGAAACAACGUGUUUUGUUCCGAAAUGCCGGUGAAAAUUACAAUACAACUAAAGAAAUCCUUGCAAUGCAUUUAGAGCCAAUAGUUUUGGUGGCAGACGCCAAAGGUCUGACCUAUGACGAAUGGCUGACGCUCAAACGUCUCACCGGUUUAAAAACCGAGCUGCCAAUCGGUUUGCAUUUGUUGACAUUAGAGCCGUGGUCGAAAUCUAAAUUGUUGAUACGAUUCGAGAAUUAUUUGGAGAAAUCGGAUACGUCAACUGUAGAAAUUGAUCUAUCGAAUUUAUUUAAGAAUUUAAAUAUUAAAGGUUUUGAAGAAACGACGCUGGCUGCCAAUCAGAGGGUAGAUAAAGAGAAAUGGUCUUGGAAUAAAGAAAGUGUAUUUGUGGAAAGUUUUAAUAAUAAUUAUGGUAAUUUUGGUGAAAUCAAAUCGGCGAAGGAAGAUGAGACUGUUUCGGAUAACGGAUUUGUUAUUAAACUUAAAGCUAAACAGAUAAGGACAUUCAUUGUUGAUUACGAUUAUUUAGAUGAAUAAAUAUUAGAUUUUUUUAGUUUCCCCUAAUAUAUUUACCCUUUGUGUUAUGUAUUUUUGAGGUCAAAACGUAUUGAUAAUACGCAAGCAAAAAUCGCCGAAAAAUGUCAAAGAAAUUUAAAUAAAGAAUAAGAUUCCAAA
Pieris brassicae (large cabbage white) is the source of this 3571-nucleotide messenger RNA. Its product is annotated as lysosomal alpha-mannosidase-like. The record is from RefSeq and is a predicted model, not a curated record. The transcript is spliced from 16 exons. Gene Ontology annotation, cellular component: lysosome. Gene Ontology annotation, molecular function: alpha-mannosidase activity; carbohydrate binding. NCBI's taxonomy places the organism in Eukaryota, Metazoa, Arthropoda, Insecta, Lepidoptera, Pieridae. The coding region runs from base 95 to 3433 and encodes 1112 amino acids. Gene Ontology annotation, biological process: mannose metabolic process.